CUCCCUCCGCCGACUCCUCCGCUGGCGGUUGACCCGAGUCAUAUGCCUCAGUGCCGUCCACGGGGAAGGAGUUUGUUUUUGCGUGUUUGUUUGCGUGCUGUAACGGGGACGAACCAUGUCGAGGAAACGGCACAGAAACCAACCCAGUUUGGAAGAGCGUGUUUUGCGAGGCCAUGGACAGGCCGGCUGUGUUACCGGUGGCGGGAGCACAACGCGACGCUUUUAAUGAACUAAAAUUGGAAACAGCUGGCUGUUAUUGGCUGUCGGGAUUUGGGAUAUUUAGGGAUUUUAUUAUUUUUUUUAUUAUUAUUUUAAUCAAAAAGAAGACUUCCUUGUGUUGCCGGAACACAUGAGCGUGUGAGGAGGGUAGAAGUUGUCCCUGUCCUCGACGAGCACCUGACGGCCCUCCUCUCACCCCGCGGACCCCUCUCGCCGGCCGGUAUGACCCUCGGGACGGUGUCCGGUACCGACAGCUCGUCGGCGGUCAGCUUCUGCUCCUGCUGCGGGGCUAAGAUGGUGCCCCACUUCAACGACGACGCCGUGGAGUCCAAAAAUCAAAUCAACCAACUAGAGAAUGACUCUGUUGUGGCCUCCAGGCAGUUCCUGGUCUUAGCUUCUGGCCCCAGAGGCUACGAAACCAAGCUUAUUUUUAGCAAAACAGAUAUCACGCUGUUUGGAGUCCGCAUCAGCGAGAGCUUCCUCACUGUGAAGGGCGCAGCCCUCUUCCUCCCGAGGGGCAGCAGCCCCACGCCGAACUCUGCACCGCACAUCAGCCAGCGCAGGAACAAGCACACGGGUGACCUCCAGAAACACCUCCAGACCAUGUUCACUGUGCUGCGCCCUGAGGACACCAUCCGACUGGUCAGUACCGCGCUGCCAAAGCUCGCUGUCAGGGUGGCUGUGCGUCUGGAGAGCGCCUACGCUCAGGUAACCCGCUACAUGGUGGUGGUCUCCACCAACGGCAGGCAGGACACGGAGGAAAGCAUCGUGCUCGGCAUGGACUUUGUCUCCUCUGAUAGCUGCUGCACGGUGGGGCUGGUUCUACCUCUUUGGAGUGACACUCUGAUCCACUUGGAUGGAGAUGGCGGCUUCAGCGUGUCGACAGUAAACAGGGUUCACGUCUUCAAGCCGGUUUCUGUCCAGGCGAUGUGGUCAGCCUUGCAGUCGCUCCACAAAGCCUGUGAGGUGGCCCGCUGCCAUAACUACUACCCAGGCAGCCUGUUCCUGACCUGGGUCAGCUACUACCAGAGCAGGGUCUCCUCCAACCAGUUCUGCAUCAACGAAUGGAACGCCAUGCAGGAUGUGGAGUCGCACCGUGCCAAUUCGCCCAUCCUCUUCACAGACCUAGAGUCUUUAGGAAGGCAGACAGUCAGCCGACACGCGCUGCUCCAAUUUGUGCCAGAGAUUCAGAGAAAGUCGGAGGCGCUCCAGGGAACCGGAGCGUCCCCGGUCCUCACGUGGGAUGCUGUCGUGAUCUCUGCAGCACAAGUAUUUCAGGCCAGUGGGACGAAGCUGAGGUCAAGGGCCAUCGACUACGAAGAACGGCACGGAGAAAUGCCCACAGAGAGGGAGCGCACAGAGAGGCUGAUCAAGAUGCGCCUCAGGGAAAUCAUGAUGCAGAAAGACCUGGAGAACGUCACCUGCAAAGAGAUCCGGACGGAGCUGGAGAUGCAGAUGGUGUGCAACCUGAGGGAGUUCAAAGAGUUCAUAGACAACGAGAUGAUCGUCAUCCUGGGCCAGAUGGACAGUCCCACGGAGAUUUUCGACCACGUCUUUCUGGGUUCUGAAUGGAAUGCCUCCAACUUAGAGGAGCUGCAGAACAGCGGGGUGCGCUACAUCCUGAAUGUGACCAGAGAGAUCGACAAUUUCUUCCCGGGAAUGUUCGAGUACCACAACAUCCGGGUUUAUGAUGAGGAGGCCACCAACCUGCUGGAGUACUGGAACGAGACCUAUAAGUUUAUCAGCAAAGCCAAGAAAGCCGGCGCCAAGUGUCUGGUCCACUGCAAGAUGGGCGUGAGCCGCUCGGCCUCCACGGUGAUCGCCUACGCCAUGAAGGAGUACGGCUGGGAUCUGAGCACCGCCUUCGACUACGUGAAAGAGAGGCGCGCCGUCACCAAACCCAACCCGUCCUUCAUGAAACAGCUGGAGGAGUAUCAGGGAAUCCUGCUGGCCAGCAAACAGCGGCACAACAAGCUUUGGCGCUCCCACUCUGACAGCGACCUGUCGGAGCGGCCGGACUCCCUGUGCAGGCCCUCCUGUCCGUCCCUGGGCCGCUCCGACUCCCAGAACAACAACGCCUCCUCGCCCUCCCUGCAUCACUUCCUGGGCGUGGCUGUUCUGCAGGCACUUGGUGCCCAAUCUGAACCGGCCACCAAAGCAAACGGCGCCAUCCCUACCGAGUCGCACCCGCUUGCAAACGGCACUGAAGAGGAAGAAGGGGGCUCGGACUGUGAGGACGCCAUCUUGCUCUCUCUGCCCAGCCCCCGGGCGGCGACGGUGGUUCCUGACAACUCGGCCAGCGUGGCGGUCACCGAGCCCGUCGCGCUGCCGCACCCUCCCCCGUCCCUCCACAUUUUACCCCCCACCCCUGAGACCCAGCGGGCCCGCCGCCCUCCUCCCACACACCUGCCCAUUUCAGUGCCCAAAAGCAAGCCGGAGCGCUCCCUCAGCUUCCCCGAGAGGGGCGGCUCCGGAGAGAGCUCCCCGCUCACUCUGGGGUCAUGUGACUCGGACUCGAUGAACCAGUCCUUAUCAGAUUCAGGGAGCGACAGGCGCUCCACCCCAUCUCCCACCCCCCGGCCUCUGACCCUUGCCCUCGCCCCCAGCGACGCCAACAACAACCCCAGCGAGUUGCCGGCCUGCGGCGCCGGGGACGCCCGCGGCGAGGCCGACGGCUCGUCCAACCACAGCGCCGACAGCAUCGACUUUUUCUCAGCCCGGGAGAAGUUCCUGGGCCUGGCCCAGGACGGCGUGGCCCAGGACGGGCGGGCACGGGCGCUUUCGGAGCCGUCGCAGCAGCGGGCGCCAGCGCCGGCCGACGGAGGCGCCGAGGGCUGCGAGGAUGAGGAGGCCAGGAGGAGUCAGGCUGAGGACGGCUCGGACCAGACCCACCCCGGUCACCACGACAACGGAGUCUCGGUCCGCCACAUCGUCACAGAGAUCGAAGCCAUAUCGAGCAAUUCUGCCUCCCCCUCCUCUUCGUCCUCAUCUUCGGCCCCUCCGUGCUCUAGCAGCCCUCAGCCUGUCCAAGCCGAUCAUCAGGAGGAGGCGGAGCCCCCGCCCGGUUCUGUGACCCCGCCCUCUCACCCCCCGUCUCCGUCCUCGCUGCCCUGCGACUGGCCGGUGGGGUCCGUGCGGCGGGCCACCAAACAGCUGGAGGAGAGGCUGAAGCAGGAGCUGGAGGCUCCCACCCAGCGCUCCCCGCUGCAGUCCCCCAGCGCCGAGCAGCCCCCCCCCGGGUCGCCUCUGCACCCGGCAGCGCAAAGCACCACUCAGGGAGAGAAACCCAAAGACAGAGAGAGGCACGCAGGGGCUCCACGGGACCAGCUCCCAGAGCCCCCACAUAUCAGCCAAGUGUCCGGGGCCGCGCCCGUCCCUAUGCACACCUCUGUAGACAGCCAUAUUGUGACUUCAUCACUGUUCUCAGCCAGUCACCCAGCAGAAUCAUCUCUUGAUACCUCAGGCCCGUCCCCUGGACCGGGCCCGCUGCUCAGCCAAAGCCCCGCCGGCCAGCCCGCCCCGCCGCACCUGUCCCUGGACGGGGUGACGGUGCGGGAGUCGGACACAGAUGAUAGGUCCCCGAGCGGGCGUGGGCGCUGCAGCCCCGACUGUGAGGCCCAGCUCCGGCUGGCUCGCGGCAGCCAGGAACUGGAACGCAUCCAGCAGACGCUGCGAGAGCUGCAGGCCUUCCUCCACGACGGCGCCUGCCUGGAGGCCGCCGACGGUCCAGCACAGGACCAGAGUCCGAGAGACACUAUGGACACCGAGCCGGACCGCCACCGAGGGCCGAGCCCCCCGGGCCCAGCGGCGGCGCAGCGGCUCAGAGAGAGGCAGGAGGGGCGGAGCCUGGCGCCGCAGGCGGGGUGGCACAGAGCCAUGGAGCUGGAGGCCCGGAUCCGCCAGGCCGGCCUCACGCCCCCGUCGCUCAUGAAACGCUCGGCCUCUUUGGCUAAACUCGACUGCCUGGAGCUGUCGGCCAACGACCUGAGCGACUUGGACCUGAGGCCCCACACGAGGCCGACGUCUUCCCACUCCCAGAACUCCUUCUCCUUGUCCCAGUGUCACCCCGACGACAGCUGGAAGAAGCAGAAAGUGCUGGCUCAGCACACGGGAGCAGCGAGCCAAGGCGCCCCCUCCCCGCCCUCCUCCUCCUCCUCCUCCCACGGCCACUCAAAAGAAGACGGUAGCGAGAGGGACGAGCCGGAGGGCGGCGCUCCCCGGCAGCAGGGCAGAGGACACUCGUCGAGACGCUCCCGCAAAGCCUCGGCCGAGAAAAAACAGCGAGCCGCCGCGCUGCUUUACAACACCAUGUGACCUCAGUGCAACGGCCGGCCGGAAGGAAGGAAGCCGACCGGCGGCGUGCACGCGUGUGAGAGAGGCGUGUGAGUGUGUAGCAGGCGUGUUGGGAGACGCGAAUGGUGAGCAGAUGUUUGCAUGUAAACCACUGGAUGUGUUUGUCUCAGUGACGUGAUAUGAAUGUCCAAACUAAGACUGAACCAGUGGUGCACUCCACUACAUGUCUGUCCCUUUUUUUCUUUUUAAAGAAGCGUCUGUCAUCAGCGUGCGACCCUCGGUGCCUGUUCAGAGUUUAUACGACCACAACCCGAGGGGCUUUUUCUCAGAACAUGCACUUUACGGUUUGUUUUUGUGUUUUUUUUUUGUUGUUGUUCUUUUAUUUGAAAUCAGUUUCUUACCCUGGGGAGGAUUCUUUUUGCACUAGACUUGUCUCCGCGGUUAUGUUUUCAAAGUGCAACGACAUGUCUUUAUUCAGAUUUUUAAUUAAAGCCAGGACAAAGCUGACAUUGUGUCGUUCCCUUAUUGCGUUUGUUUGUUUUUUUUUACUCGGUGAUUUAGCAUUAAA
Molecule: messenger RNA, 5080 nt
Organism: Menidia menidia (Atlantic silverside)
Lineage: Eukaryota; Metazoa; Chordata; Actinopteri; Atheriniformes; Atherinopsidae
Source: the annotation of a GenBank genome assembly